This is a messenger RNA of Pelobates cultripes (western spadefoot toad), 6358 nucleotides long. The record is from the annotation of a GenBank genome assembly. NCBI's taxonomy places the organism in Eukaryota, Metazoa, Chordata, Amphibia, Anura, Pelobatidae.
GUUGCUUUUCGCACAAUUACAGCUGUCAAUGGCUUUCCUUUUAGGCAAACAUGUCGUUUUCCAGCAUGUCCUCUGGCAGGAAGUUGGCGCUCUCCACACUCGGUGUCCUCGUCGCUGGUGGAUCUGGCUUGGCUUUUGCACUCCAUCAAUCAGUCAAAGCAAGCGAAUUAGAGCUGCAUCCUCCAAAUUACCCUUGGAGCCACAAUGGUUUUCUCUCCUCUCUGGAUCACACCAGGUACUGUAUCUCUCUAGGGGUCUGUAAAUCCGGUCAAUGUGUGUCUUCGUAAUACAGAUUAAGGAACAGCGCACACAUAAAAAUACAGUUUUUACAUUUUAGUAGACUGCUUAAAAUCACUUAUCGCAGCAAACAAAUAUAGGGAGUCAGUUCCACCAUAUGGUUAUAUUGUAUCCAGCCCACAACUACUUCAUAGUACCCCAAUAUCUGUGGGUCCUACAUUAAUUCCAACAUGGAAGACAAAUUAAAUAGUGCUAGUGCUAAAUAAGCUAAAGUGUAUUCUAAUAAUCUGUUGUAAGAGCAUUGUGAAUAUAUAUAUAUAUAUAUUGCAAAAAGAGGUGGUUUAGAAUAUUAACGUCACUUUAAUUAGAAUUCUUUUUGGAAUAGAACAGAUAUGAUAUGCAGUGUCAGUAUAUACAUAAAAGCACGAUCACUUUAAUGGUUUAAUUUUGACACUACAUGUUCUUGAAUUAUUUCACUUUAAUUGUGCAUUAUAUUUUUUCACAAUGCUCUUAUAACAGAUUAUUAAAAUACACUUUAACUUAUUUAUCACUAAUGUUUCCCAUGUUAAAAUUAGUCUAGAGCCCACCGAUAUUGGGGUAGUGUGAAGUAUUGGUGGGCUGCCUUAAAGGGAUACUAUAAUACUACUAAAAAUCAAAUGUGGGGUUUCAGUACCACCAUAUGGCCAUAUUGUGUUAAAUGGACACUAUAGUCACCUAAACAACUUUAGCUUAAUGAAACGGUUUUGGUGUAUAGAUCAUGCCCCUACAGUCUCACUGCUCCGUUCUCUGCCACGUAGGAGUCAAAUCACUUUUGUGUCCAUGCAGCCCUAGCCACACCUCCCCUGGCUGUAACUAUCAACCUGCAUGAAAACAAAUGGUUUUAUUUUCAAUCAGAUGUUACUAACUUUAAAGGUUUUUAUCUCCUUCUCUGUAAAUUGAACUUUAUCACACACAGGAAGCUCCUGUGGGGUCUAACAAGCUAUUAACCGAGAAAUUCUAAAUUAAACAGAAUUUCCAAUAAAGAUAUUGUAAACAUUAGAUAACUUAUUUUUUUCAGGAAGUGUUUAGGAAGGCUGUGUAAGUCACAUACAGGGAGAUGUGAUUUAGUGCUGCAUAAACAGUGAUUUUACUCCUUAAUGGCCCAAAAUUGAGCAGUGAGACUGCAGGGGCAUGAUCUAUACACCAACACUGCUUCAUCGAACUAACGUUAUUUUGGUGACUAUAGUGUCCCUUUAACACAAUAUGGCUAUAUGGGGGAACUGAAAACCCAUAUUUGUUUGCAGAGAUGACUUUAGAUUGUCUUAUAAAAAGUAAAACUACUCUGUUCCUUAAUCUGUAUUUUGUAUACUGUUUGGUCUCUACGGCAGCACCAUUCCUUUUUGGGGUGUGCCCACAAUUCCCUUUUUGUCUUUGUGCCUGCUUACUGCUUCCAUGGUGUUCCUUCUGGUAUAAUUUAGCAGAGUGCAGUAGAGGUGCGAGUGUUGUUCUCACUUGGCUUGUACAAUGGUUCAGGGACCACUCGCAGUAAUUAUCAUGGUAUUUGCAAUGGAUUCUAAUGGAUUCUAAAAGUCCUAUACUGCUAUAGCAAAUCAUAAUAUGGUCUGUAUUGAAUCCUUUAUUGCAUUUCUAACAUUAUGUAGCACUCUGCUACAGUGAACCUGUACAAUGUCUCUCCAGUGGCUUUAUUUAUAAGUGUUCAGGAGUUGAAUAAACUUACUUGGCGAUACUUUUAGAAUUUAUUAUUGUAUCUUGUCGUUUGCUUUUAUUAAUCCUUUCGCAUGAGUUAACUACUUGUGAUUGCUAAACCAUAUGUCCCAUAAACCAUUGCUUGGUUCAUUGGUUAGGAUUCUCGGUGGAGAUUAGAAUCCGCUAAUAAACAGCUUCUUCUUUUCUACAGAAGAUUCUUAUUUGUGGCAAAUGAGGGUUAUAUUUAGGAGUAUCAAAAUUUGGUUUUAAUUUUUUAUAGAUCAGGAAUGUCAUGUUUUUUCCAACUUUCCUCCAGUAUGUACUGUCCCUUUAAAUGUAGAGAUGGUUGGCUUUCAGGACUGCUCAUCCUUAGCUUGGGGACUUUUACCAAAACCCUCUUUUUAGAUUGGUGUUUAGCUUGGUACUCCCACCUUAGUGUUGUAAUACACUAGUUAACACCUCUGAUUAAUUUAGCAAUGUCUCUGCAGAGACAGCCCCUCACACGAACAUGAUAGGAACACCAUGCGCUUCCGCCCCUUGCAAAGAACAGUUUGGACCAGUGACUCCACCUUCUCUUAGAGCAAGAGCGCCAUGUGCAAGCCCUUCCCCUCUGCUUACUGCAGGAGUGUCUGCCUUGUACCAGGCUCACCACCAUUGCUUGUCUUUAUAUUCAUUUUACUACGUGUUGCUCUUUGUGUGUGUGUGUAUUGACAAGAACCAGCCGGGAGUACUUCCUCUCUUUAUAUAGGCUGCAUUAUCCACUUACAGGGGAUAUUUAAAUAUACCAGGUAGAACGUGCAGGAGCUAAUUGCGAUUUCCUCUCCCUCAGUGUCCGCCGUGGCUAUCAGGUGUACAAACAGGUGUGUGCUUCGUGCCACAGUAUGGAGUAUCUGGCAUUCAGAAAUCUGGUCGGAGUAUCACACACAGAGGCGGAGGCCAAGGCCCUGGCUGAGGAGGUAAGUCAUACUAUCCAACCAGCGGAAUGAUCUCUUCUUCCUCACCGUGGAUUGGUUCGAUCCCCAACUACACUGUACAACUCCCCCUCCCCCCGCCCCCUUGGAAUUUCAUUUACAGUUUAAAUAUUCAUUUUCCACUCUUGAUCCUGCUUUUUGCAGCUUAGUGCAGUUCUCCUGUGUGCGGAGCCGUGAUGAAAACUUUAAUCUCUUUGCUUAGUGUGCCAGCGACUUGUUUUGUAAUUUAAUUGCAGUUUCUCCUAGAGUGUCGUCUUCAUGCAAUGCGUGUCAUAGACCUUAAGGGGACACUGUAGGUAAACCCUUUCAUGUCACUGAAUUAAUUAUUGCACCUGGAGUCACCUGGCACAGUCCAUUCAGUGUAAAUGUUUUUAUUGGCUUUUAUUAAGCGCUAACAUAUUCCACAGUGCUUUGCAAUUGGGGGGGGAAAAAUAGUGUGAUGUCCACAGAUCAAUACAGAUGGUAAGACAGCCUUACCCAUGACCUGACAUUUAUACCAUGCUGGAAAAAUAACACCAAGGAUAGGAGCCCUCUGCUCACCAACGCCCUCUACUGUAGGAAUGGCUGUGAUGGGCAUAUAGUGGUCAGCUGACACUCUCAGCCAAUUACAGCAGCCCUCUGCUGCUCAGUCUUCCUAAUUGGCUCAAGCAGCAGGAAGUGAAGGAGGCUGGAGACUAGUUUAGCAUUAAACGGUUUAAAGCUGAGUGGAAGGGCAACGCCAGGGGAUUCAAGUCACUGCAACCAAUGACAUCUAGCACUUACAGGGCCUACAUUGUCCCUUUAAAAAGAAAAAUCACCUUUAAAUGACACAGCACAUAGUCUGUAUAUUUGUUCACUUUCUACGUAUGAAGAGCAUUUUUCAUAGAACUUACUAAACCGGUAAACGCUGUCCCCACAAAAUAUGCAGCUAGUUUUAGGAAGCAAUGUUUCAGAAAUAUAUUAUUAAUCCGUGGGUUUUCUCCAGUUCUCCCCAGAAAAGCUGUAUGAGCACUUUGUAGUAACUGCAACCUGAUGUAAAACGAGUGGCUUCCCGCUGUUAAAUCCUCCCUUGUCUUUCAGUUUGAGAUUCUGGAUGGUCCAGAUGAUAAUGGGGAGAUGUUCACUCGUCCAGGAAAGUUGUCGGACUACUUCCCAAAGCCGUAUCCAAAUCCUGAGGCAGCCAGAGCUGCAAACAACGGUGCGCUGCCCCCCGAUCUCAGCUACAUUGUCAACGCCAGGUAAAUCAAACUGCUUUAUCUACCUUUAUAAUUGUAAUGUUUAGAAUCCAAUUAUGUUUUUCAUGUUAAGUUGCUGACCUUUCCCUUAAUCCCUCGCUCCAGUCAAUGCUGCAGAGAUGUUUACUGGGUAAAGAACAGGUUGAAGUGAUGUCAUUCCCCCAUGCUCUAUCUGCUCGAUACAAAUUUAGUCAUUAAAAUGAGAAGUGAAAUCCGUUUCAAAUUAAAGACCAAAGUAAUCGAACUGUAAGCAUAUCUGACUGGGAGAAGUUUUCUGGUUAUGCUAUUUUGACCUUAAAUUUGAAAGUCACUUUGAAUUCCCUGCAAUUCUUAUUUUAGUGAAUAGUGUUUGGAAGGAGGAAUAUCUGCACAAUGCUGUGCUUCUGCCAAAUUAUGUGUCCGUUAAUUAUUUUUUAUAUAUAUAUAAUCUUAAUGGUGCAUUUUACAGCACCCCAGGUUUGUAUUCUACUUUAUCUCCUGGGUACAGCAAUCAAAGGAGGGCAAACGGGAGAUCCCCAGAUGUUGUACACUUGCAACUUGAACGAGAUUUCAUCCUAAAUACGAACAGGUUGAUUUAGUAAACUGAGGAUUUAGUUUCACAUUUUAAGAUCAAAAUAGCUGAACUGGAGAAAUUGUCUUACUCUGCUUCCGGUUAAACUUCUUUUGUUCACAUUGAAUUCUCUCUCUAGUGAUAAACCCUGUUAGAAUGUAUGUUUAAAACUUUUAAUUAAGGUUCCCUGAAGCCAUGUCUUAUUUGGACUGUAGGUUAUAUCACAAUCACUAGGUGGCAGUAUGUAAUUUCUGAUAUGCUGGGUUAUUGGUCUGAUGCUGGUUAUCUGCAUGUCUGACUAGGAAUGUAUCUGUGUUCUAGGCACGGCGGGGAGGACUAUGUAUUCUCUCUUCUCACUGGAUACUGUGAUCCUCCAGCUGGGGUUGCAUUGAGGGAAGAACUUCAUUACAAUCCCUACUUUGUAGGCCAGGCCAUUGGAAUGGCACCACCCAUUUAUAACGAGGUCCUGGAAUAUGAUGACGGUAAGUAAAGUUGAUGUAGAGCUCCAUGUAUCCAGAGGAGAAAUAGUUAUAACCCAGCCCUUCAGGCCCUCUGUAUCUGCAGGAAGAUAAACAUUUAUUUUCUUAUGAACUUUCACUUUGAAUUUGCAACCAUUCUCAUUUUAGUAAAUUACAUGUAAGACUGGAAAAAUACAUUAUUGGAGAGGUCUGUUUUAAUCUAGCUGGUAUUUCCUAUCCUCGUUCAUUUAGUGCCCUCUCUCCUGCCCUGUUGUAAAUGGGUUUAUUGACGCCUCUGUUUGAUUCUAGGAACACCAGCCACCAUGUCUCAGGUUGCUAAGGAUGUCUGCACAUUCCUGAGGUGGGCAGCGGAACCCGAACAUGAUCAUCGCAAGCUCAUGGGCCUCAAAGUGAGUCUGUCAACCGUUUCUCUACUUAAAGGGAUCUGUCACAUACUUAAUUUUAGCACAAACUAAUAAAUAUCUAAAAAAAAAAAAAAUACUAGACUGAUAAAAUACUAAUAAUAAUGCUUUUUUUUUUUUUUUUUUAAAUGUUUGUGUUACUAGACAAAUAGGACUUGUAUGAUGACUAUAUAGUAUAUUGGCAUUGUAAGGUUGGUAUUUUUGGGAAUGCAGACUCCAAAUGUAAAUAUGACUGUUUAUGCCAAGGAUCAUUAAUAUUUCUUAUCUGGUUAGAAAGGGGUUUAGCCGUGUUUUCUGGUCAUGUGAUUAUGGUGGGUGUUACGCUUGAUGCCCAAUAAGAGCCCCCCAUUAAGGUGUAUGUCCCGCUUUCUCUCCCAGGUGCUGUUGAUCUCCUCAAUUCUGAUCCCCGUAUUGUACUACAUGAAGAGACAUCGAUGGAGUGUACUCAAGUCUAGGAAAAUUGCCUACAGACCGCCCAAGUAAGGAUUGUAUGAUCACGUCAGCACUCGAAGAACUUCCUCAUACAAUGGGUUUGUGGCUUCCUCUGGGACAAUGCGAUGAAUAAUGUUUCCAAUUGGUCCUUUUCCUCCCUCUGAGCAGGAGGUGGGAUUUGAAAGAACGCGUAUCAUUGUCAGAUUAUGAGACCACUUUGCAUUCAUGGCUCUCGUUUCUUGUUAAAUCAAUAUAUUCAUCUGCUUCAUAAGCCAUCUAGGGAGGAAAAGGGAUUUAUUGGGCAUGGGAGAACACAUGGUUUGAAAAUGUCUGUCCAUUCCCUUCGCGGGGAAUCUAAUAAAUUAAAAAUAUUUCUUUUAAAACCAAA